Pogonomyrmex barbatus (red harvester ant) is the source of this 930-nucleotide messenger RNA. RefSeq lists its product as uncharacterized. The record is from RefSeq and is a predicted model, not a curated record. Lineage: Eukaryota; Metazoa; Arthropoda; Insecta; Hymenoptera; Formicidae. Gene Ontology annotation, biological process: sensory perception of smell; detection of chemical stimulus involved in sensory perception of smell. Gene Ontology annotation, cellular component: plasma membrane. Gene Ontology annotation, molecular function: odorant binding; olfactory receptor activity.
AAGUGCUAUAAAUCUUUAUUAAAAUAACAGGUGAAAAGAUUAAUGGAAUAUCUUGAUCAUAUCCAUAAUAGUUUAAAAGAUAAUAACGAAAUUGUUAUUAUAGAAAGAUAUGCAAGUAAAGCAAAACGUUAUACAAUUAUACUUAUAAGAUUUUUCCAUAUUAGCAUUCAAAUAUGGUCGAAUUUUUACAAUGCUGUUUCUGUGAAUGGAUCUCAUCGACAUCAUUUACAAAUUCUAACAGAGUAUUUUAUUGAUCAACAAAGAUAUUUUUAUUUAUUGUUAUUGCAUAUUAAUUCAGCGUUCUACAUAGGAAUAUUUGCAUUAGUAGCAACAGGAACAAUGCUGAUUUCCUAUCUUCAAUAUGCCUGUGGAAUGUUUAGAAUUGCUAGUUAUCGUAUUGAAAAUGCAAUGAAAAUCCAGAUAUCACAAAAUAUUAUACUACAAAACAUAAGCUUGCCACAUAAAAGAAUAAUUUGUGCUGUAGAUAUUCAACGAAAAGCCAUGAUGUUUUCUGAAUAUCUGAUAUCCCAAUUUGAAAUAUCGUUCAUGUUGUUAAUAGUAGUUGGAGUACUUACUUUAAGCCUUAAUAUUUUCCGAGUUUUUCAGAUUAUAACAUCGAAAUUUGUUAACUUUGAAGAACUUUCAAUACCUUUUGUAUCAUCUAUUAGUUGCCUCGUAUAUAUGUUUUUAUCCAAUUACGUUGGUCAAGAAAUUACGGAUCAUCAUAAUCAUGUAUUUAAUACCACUUACAAAAUACAAUGGUAUCUAGCUCCUUUACAAAUACAAAAACUAAUACUAUUUUUAAUGCAAAGAAGCAAUAAAUCUUUUGGUUUGAAUGUAGGUGGUUUAUUUGUAGCAUCUUUAGAAUGUUUUGCUACGUUGGCAAAUACAUCUAUAUCUUAUUUUGUCGUUAUAUAUUCAACACGAUAA